UCAGCUGCGAAGCAACCGCCGCAUGAUGGAUGUGCGCGCUGCGAAUCGGCAUUCGUUCGGCAAUGCGGAAAUUGAUAUCGACUGUAUCGUCGCCGCCGUGGCUGGAUUGAACGACAAGAUUUCGCGGCUGCGACGGGAGAUCGACGCGUUCAAGAACGAGGAGGGAAACUAUUCUGUGCGCAAUUGCUUGAGGCCGGCGCCGUCGGAAUUUAAUGAGUCGGCGGAAAACGCGAGGAGACGAACGAGCGCGCGGUGCGAGACGCAAAGAAAUUUUAAAGGAGACGACUCGCUAGGCGGUUCUGAUUUAUCCGCUCGUUUAUCAUCUGCGGAACGUGCGCGGGAAGUAAAAACGGAGGCCCACGAGGCGGCUGUAUUUAAGGAGGAUUACCCGUCCGAUGAUAAAUCAAUCGGAAAUGAUGAACGGCCGGAUAGAUCGCCGUCCAAACCGUCGCGAGCGUCUCGAGAGCCCAUCUCGGACGCGGAAAAAUUCAGCAGAGAAACCGACAAUGACGAGAAAUCGCAGGAGCCCGAGAGGUGCCGAAAUAGACCCGCGAACGAUACGUAUCGCGAGCGCAGCCCCGAAAAUGUAAUUGCGUCGAAAAUUAGGAGAAAAAGGAUCUCCAGAGGCGUACAAUACGACAGACCCGCCGAACGCGGAAGAAACGCCGGCUGUUUAUUUCUCCGCUGUUUUCGACCGAGAUCGAAAGAGUACAAACAGGCACGGGAAGCAGAGAGGAAGAGAGCGCACAGAAAUAAAUCCGAUAUUGUUCGCGAGCGACAAAAGAGAGCGAUCAGAUCAUCAGUUGAGAAAAUAAUCAGCGGCGGCACGCGACCUGAACAAUCCUGCGGCUCGAUUGACGAGGAAGAGAUACCGGCGGGUGAUGCGAAUCUAAAGAAAGAGACGCGCAAAGGCAAUGAAGAGGAAGUAAGAAGUAUUAAGAAAAAAUAUGACGAAUCGCAAAAUCGUGACGCGAAGUGGAGUCGCCUCGGAGUGCCAUGGCUGUGUAAAAUGUUUGGGCGCAGUGCGAGAGCUCGAAGAAGAAGAUCGGUACGAAACAGCAAUCCCAGCGUCGUCGUCAUCGAUUCUGCGGGUAACAAAGAGGAGAUUACCGAAACCGACUUCGGAAGUAAAGGGAAGUAUAGCGAUCGCGAGCGCAACGACGGUUUUCACGGCGACCGGAGCGUGAAAUUUCCGGAUUGUGAAACGAAAUCGGAGGACGCUCGGGAAAACGCGGCUGCGGCUUCCGAGCGGCAGAAUAACGUGAACGAAGCGAGGAAGAGAUUGGAUUUGUGCAUCGCCGAGUUGAACGGGAUUAUUCGUGAUGCUUGUGCGAUAUUCGGCGGCGGGUCGAGCUUUGGCGGAGUAGAGAGAACCUCUAUGGCGAAGAGGAACAGCUGAGAGAGCGCGGAA
Molecule: messenger RNA, 1411 nt
Organism: Harpegnathos saltator (Jerdon's jumping ant)
Lineage: Eukaryota; Metazoa; Arthropoda; Insecta; Hymenoptera; Formicidae
Exons: 2
Coding region: 23-1399 (458 amino acids)
Source: RefSeq, a predicted model, not a curated record